CUGACCAAUCAAAAUUAGUGAGUGCACUGCAUCUCUCUGCAGUGAGGAGAAGCGACAAGGUAGGCUGUCAUUCUGCAAAAGCUGCCCAUCGCAAGCUUUCCUCUCAGAAGCACGGCUUUUCUUUUUUUGAAAGCUUGAAUCUCAGUGGUGUCUCUGGAGACAAGAAGCCUUCAGUAUGUUAAAUUACUUUCAUUAUGAAUUUUCAGAUGCUUAUUGAUUCUACAGUAGGAAGAGUGGGAGACUGCAGCAGCCUGUAAACCAGAACUAAAGCAGUUGUAUACGUUAGCAGUAUGCUGAAACAAUGACACAGUACAGGCACAAAUUUUCACUAAGGUCAUUUUCUGAAGAUAUGCUUAUCACCCUCUUUCCCUUCUACUCUGCUAACAAGUGAACAAAAUGAAUCCCUCCAACCUGGAACUGCUUCACCUGCAUCGAGAAUUUAUCAAAUCUUUAGUGGAGGGCAUGCAGCAACUAAUUCUGUUUUACAACUGACAAUAUGAAGAAUGCAGUUGACCGGGUCUCUUUCUAGCUGUAUGACCUACAAGCAGCAGGAUGCACCACUAAAAUGUAUUCUUAAGACAUAAAGGAAUUAGAAACAAAACAUGGAACACGCUUGCAUUGCCACUUACGUGCACGACACUUCAACAAUAUACAUGGAAGACUAACACAUCUGCUCAGAUUUUCAUUAGAAGAAGACUGCAAUGAUCAAUCCUUAAAAUGGUGAGAAUUUCUUAAAGAGGGAUUUAUAAUUUAAAACCAGAAUUGUGGAUACUACUGAUGCAUGAAGAAACAAUGAAACAUGAAUUCCCCAAAGGAGAAUAUGCAUACUUCACCAGCAAGCUGAAUAAGGUUUUAACCAAGCUUUUUCUAUACUACUCAUUAAAUAACUUAUUUGUCAUAAUGACUAAUGGAUAUUUUUCUCUCAGUUUUAUGGUUUGUUGUGCAGUCUCCUUAAAUGAAAAUAAGCCAAAUUAGGUUACUCAUGGUUACACUCAAAGCACACGAGCCGGAUUUUAUGAUGUAUAGCAACUUCUUUGACUAAGCCAUCACUCAAAAGUAAUGAGCAUGAAUAUUACAGAAAGAAAUAUGCAACCAUAAACUAAAGAAUGUCUGCAUAUACUCUGAAAAGAGAGAUCAGAAAUCUUCCUUUUUAAACCUGGAAAAUAAAAACAGGCUGCUACAAAAUGCAAGAGGGGAAAGAAAUUAACAUCACUUAAAAGAAGGUUUAUUUGUUAUUGCUGCCUUGAAACUCAGAGCAGACAUGCAGAAUAUGCACUGGGCUGUGGAAGUGUCUCAGGCAAUUAAGAAGACCCCACGUUUAAUCAGAAUUUGCUGCUGAAGUGCUGGAACAAAAAAAAAAAAAAAAGGGGGGGGGGAAGGAAAAAAACCCUGCAAGGAAUGAAAUAAGAGCCCAGCUACCACUUGGUUUCCAGGUUACAGUGCAUGUCAAAUAUCUAUCAGUGACACCAUGUAUCAAUUUAUGACAAGCUGCUGCAGUGAUCUGAAAGGCCCUUGAGGCGCAGAGAACAGGAGAAAAAACAACUGCAACAAAAGGAUGUGUUUCUCCCUCAUUCUGGAAGUCAACAUGCAGUCUGAAUCUAACAUUACAGUUCGAGAUGCCAUUGACGACAUCGACAGCAACAUGUACCAACCACUAUCAUAUCCAUUAAGCUUUCAAGUUUCUCUCACUGGAUUUUUGAUGUUAGAAAUUGUUUUGGGACUCGGCAGCAACCUCACCGUGCUGGUACUUUACUGUAUGAAAUCCAACUUAAUCAACUCUGUCAGUAACAUAAUUACAAUGAACCUUCAUGUACUUGAUGUAAUAAUUUGUGUGGGAUGUAUUCCUCUAACUAUAGUUAUCCUUCUGCUUUCACUGGAGAGUAACACUGCUCUGAUUUGCUGCUUCCACGAGGCUUGUGUCUCUUUUGCAAGUGUUUCAACUGCAAUCAACGUCUUUGCAAUCACUCUGGACCGAUAUGACAUCUCUGUAAAACCUGCCAAUCGAAUUCUGACUAUGGGAAGGGCUGUGAUACUAAUGACAUCAAUAUGGAUAAUUUCACUUUUUUCCUUCCUGAUUCCUUUCAUAGAAGUCAACUUUUUCAGUCUUCAAAGCGCAAGUACUUGGGAAAAUAAGACACUUCUGUGUGUGAGUACAAACGAGUACCACACUGAGCUAGGAAUGUACUACCACCUUCUCGUUCAGAUUCCAAUCUUCUUCUUCACUGUUAUAGUAAUGCUAAUUACUUACAGCAAAAUACUUCAGGCUCUAAAUAUUCGGAUUGGUACAAGAUUUACAACAGGACAAAAGAAGAAAGCUCGAAAGAAAAAAACUAUUUCUUUGACCACUCAGCACGAGACUACAGACAUGUCCCACAGCAGCACAGGCAAAAAUGUUGUCUUUGGCGUAAGGACUUCUGUGUCUGUCAUAAUUGCCCUACGCAGAGCUGUAAAACGGCAUCGGGAGCGACGAGAACGGCAAAAGAGAGUCUUCAGAAUGUCCCUCUUGAUUAUCUCAACUUUUCUUCUCUGCUGGACACCAAUCUCUGUUUUAAACACCACCAUCUUAUGUUUGGGCCCAAGUGACCUUUUGGUAAAGUUGCGAUUAUGCUUUCUAGUAAUGGCAUACGGAACGACUAUAUUUCACCCUCUACUUUAUGCAUUCACCAGGCAAAAGUUUCAGAAAGUUCUGAAAAGUAAGAUGAAAAAGCGAGUUGUUUCAAUAGUGGAAGCAGAUCCCCUGCCAAACAAUGCUGUAAUACACAACUCAUGGAUAGAGCCUAAAAGGAACAAAAAGAUUACCUUUGAAGAUAACGAAGUAAGGCAGAAAUGUUUAGUACCUCAGGUUGUCACUGACUAGAUUUCAGUAUUCACCAAAAUACAUCAAGCAGAACAUUUGAACAAAUUGUAGAAAAAUACUGCCAAAUAAGAAAAACUUUUUUUAACUAUUGGCGAGUGUAAAAUUUCAAUAUAUAUGUUAAAUAGAGUAGGUCUUGUAUAUUCAAUCUCUUCAUUAUGUAAGAUAUAUGUUGCAUGGCUGUUUGUUAGUGUAACACCAUGUGUAUAUUUGUCAAAAAUAUUCAAGUCCUCUUUUUUAGAAAAUAAAUAGCCUUAAAGAAGUGCGAAAUUUUAACAAUAUUUGUAUGGCUCAAUUUCUCUGUAAAUAUAAAAGCAUUUUUAAGCAAAAAUUCCACUCAGUAAUACUUUUCUAAAGCACAAAUUCAACAUUUUGCAUGCUAGGGCAUUUUUAAAUUUAAUUCAUAAACAGUACUGAUCAGAGAUAUUCUGAAUGCUAUAUAGCUACAACUUGGACAUAUUUUGACCUCAUAUUUAGGUAGCUAAUUAUUUCAAAUUUCUCCAGCAUGUAAUUACCAUGCACAUGUAGACAAAGCCAUUUAUGUGAUGUUCUUCAAAUAACAGUUCAGAAUCAGUUGAUUUUGAUAGAGGAAAAAAAACAAUUCAAGAUGGUCCAAAAACUGACGAUACAUUUAAGAAAAGAAAAAGGUCUUGCGUAUAUCAUCUCAGAACCACAGUUUCUAGACAGAAAAUACACAACUUUGAAUUAUCACACAGGAGAGGUGGAGGAGGUAAGGGAAAAGGCAGGCUAAAGGAAGGCAAAACCACAGAGACAAGAAUAUUACUGGGCUUGAUGCUAAAAGACAAGGAACUGACUAAGCCAUUCCUGUGCAAAAGCUUAGAUUUUCACACUGAAGGGGUUUAGCUAGAUCUCUAGUGUGACACAGGGACCUUUUAUACAGAGAUAUUUAAUUCAUACCAACUAUACAUAGACAGAUAUAGCUGUCAAGUGCCACAGCUGAAAGUGGCAUUUUCUUGCCCUCAACAACUUUUAUAUUAUUUUGACUUCACUUCUCCUUUGAUGAUAUUCAGUUCUAGCUAUACAACUGCUUUGUCACAAAUCGAUCAAUACUGCUAGCUACCCUAUCUCUGUAUUUCCUGGACAGCCGUGCAAUAGCAUCAUUCUACAUCAUCUUUUUCUAUUUCAUCCUACACCUGUGAAGAAGAAUAGGAAGCCUUAAGAAGUCAUAUCAUCCACUUCACUAUAAGCAAGAAUUAAGUUAUUCAUCCAAACAAAAGCGUUUUUUGAGCAGCUUGCACUAUCCCAGGCUUAGAAAUUCAUCAUUUCAAUGAACAGUGGCUACAUUAAUUGACUUAGUUACCAGCUAUAGGGGGAGGGGGAAACAAACCAAAAAAAUGCAAAAUCAAUUAGCAUGAUUUCACUUGUCUUGUUAUAUAAAAUGCUCAGUGCGUCAGCAGCUACCACUGUAAUUAAAAGGCUAAUUCUCAAUAAGUAUUGGCUUCUACUAAAAAAAGGAAAAAGGCAGAGCAUAUCCUUGAAUAUGAGAGCUAGUUGACUGAAGUAUUACAUUAAAAAAAUUCUGAAGUAUUUUUCUGAAGCUGCAUAUUAAAAAAAGUGUGGUUUUAAGGGAGCAAAAUGCUAUUUUCCAUUACACCAUUAAGUUAUUAAUCACCUGCGUAUUGCCAAAACUGGUUUUGUGGUUAGAAAGAAAAGCAGUACUUAUAAUGCAUCCUAGUUUACUUAGGCUCAUGUUUUAGCUUACUAGAACAGAAGACACAAAAAAAUAAUACUACAUCUUCCACAAAGACCAGCCACUUACAAUCAUCCACACUCUAGCCAGAAGUUUUAUUAUCUAAUUGAUAAAAAUUUGUUAUCUAAAAGUACUGCAUAACAUACAUUCAACAUAAUUUCACUGGCUUUUUCUAAAAGCUAGCCCAACAACACCUACGUCCAGCUGUGCCCACUUACAGCGUCCAUUUCAUCCAAGCCAACACUAUUUUACUUCAAGUUUCCUACAAGAAUUAAAAUUCAUCUUAUUUGUGAGGUUGCAGGAGGGAAGUAAACUUAACGGUUUUAUGCAAGAAGCUCUUUUUUUAAAACCUUAUAUGCUCCAAAUUUACCACUGCAAACCAUUCUUUCAGGAAUAAGCUCUUCUGAAAAGAAAUGUGCCCAAAAAGCCUAGAGCAGGAACUAUUAUUUUUUUCUUUUUUUCCUAACACUUCUUUUCUCUGCCUAGCUAUCAUCUGUAUUCAGAACACUCAGAGGAAAAGAAAGUGGGAUCUCUAGGAUUAAUGACAUAAUAUGAUUUAACUGAUUACUUAUCUUCCAAUAAAGCAGUCUUAAAUCAAUUUAAAAUGCUAUUCAUUUCUUUAAAAAGAAGAAAUCAUAAUGAUCACAACACGUGAAUAAGUUUAUACCAUGUCCUUAUCUGAAACAAGCAUUUAAGAAAAGCUUUCAGACUUGAAAGGUUUCUUAACAAUAUUAACUUUACUUUUUAAAACUAAAUAAAUCCUCAAGUACUACAGGUUUAGUGUUAAAAGCUCAUUCAUUAGAAAGUCAGAGUCAAUGAAUCUUCAUACCAAAUUAAAAAUACAGCCUAGGAAUUAGGUGGACAGAUUAAGUCAGGUUUUAAAGGCUACGUAGAUCACAGUUAUUGAUAGCAUUUAAGAAUAUAACCAAGUUCAUUUUUACAUUAACUAUUCUACAUCUUUCAUUAAAUAAAGGGGAAAAAAGGGACUUAUACCAUGUUGAAGCACACUUUGAGGUCCACAGAAAAAAAUUCUACAUAGAGCAGGAAGUAAUACAAGUAAGAAUAUGUGCAGUCCUAUAUGCACAUUGGAGUCAUUACAACACAGAAUCAUACAUGAUCUAUACCACAAAGAUGACAGAUUUAACAUAAGACAUAAAAACAUAAAAAGAGCAACUAGUGAAGGAACAUUUUAUAUACCAAAGAUAUAGAAGAGGACUUUAGAAGGGUUAUGAAGGUGUGCCAUGGGUGCUUGACUGACAGACUAAAACAGAAUGCAAAAACAGGCAGCAUCACUGGAGAAAAAAGGGCAAAUACAUGCCAUAUUAUUGCACAAUAAGAAACCCACCACAUUCUUAAAAAAUAUCUCACCACAGUGAGUCAUUAGUUUAAGUACAUUUCACACUACUCAGCUUAAGGCAAGCAGAACUGUACAGGACUCUAAAAAUAUUAAUUCCAGCAAACACAUCUCAGAAACAUAAGCAACCACCACCACUUUCCACAUGUUCUCUGUCCCUAAAAUAUUAGCUGGUAUCUGACUAUGUUGCCUUUUAACUUCAGAUGCAUUUGCAUUCAAAUUUACAUUCUAAAAUUAAUUUAGCCUGCACUAAAAGUACAAAAAAGGCCGGUACAGUGCCAGUACCUACUAUAAUAUUCAAGAAGCACACCAGUACAUCACAAAUCAGUGAAACAGAAAUGUAAAUACCUCACAAAAAUCUAGUUUCAGGUUGGCAACAAAUUUAGGGAUUACAAGGCAGUGAUACAUCGUCAGAAGUUCUGUCUGCUUCAUUAGUGCCAAGGGAUAGGAAUCAGUUCAGUGAUUUCUAAAUAUAUUAGAUUAAAAAUGUAUGCAUCCGGAUACACAUUAGAUCAAUAUGCCUCUCUUCCUUCACUGUUACAUAAAUACACACAAGUACGUACUACAUCAUUAUUAUACAUCCAUAAACACCAAAAGUGAGCUCAAUACUUGCAUGUCUCUUACUUUUACAGCCAUUAGCAUCUGUUUAAUAUUUACAUGGAGGGGGUUUUGAUAAGAGUAUCUCUAAACUGGACAGACAGGCACUAUGCCCCACCAUGCAUACGUUUAAAUGCCUGCCCAUCCCCAACACCAUAUUUUUUUUUCUUUUUAAAUGAAAUAAUACAUUCAUCAAUAUAUAAUUUACCUAAGCACAAGGCAGAAUUUUUCUGCUGUGUUAAUUGUUACGUAUAUCAUACUACAAUGCACAUAAUGGUUCUUUUUCCAACAUCAAUGUAUGUGCUAGUCAUCAGAAUUCUUUGAUAGCUGAAUAUUUUAGAUGUAUGUUUGUUUCUUCUGAAUAAAGUGUUCUAGUUCCCAAUUGCCAUUAAGCUCUUUUAAAAGAGAACACAGCAUUGUUGGGCAAAGUUUUGAUGUAGUAUUAAAAAACAUAGAAUGCACUAACUUACUCUUCCCUCUCAUCGUUCAAACAACUCCAACAUACAGCUAAGGGCAAUCAGCUUCUGUAUUAAAACUUUCCAGCUUUAUGACAGUCAAAUUCCACUCCCGCUUCACACAUUCUGCUGUAUUAUCACCGAAUUCAUUUGUCUUGCACCAACAGGAGAGAAGAAUCUAACUCUGAAACUACCUUCUGCCUUUUCUACUUCAUAGAACACUCGUGCAACUCAGAAAGCAAAAUUAAACACAGGCUUUGAGUUUUGUUUUGCUGAGGGGAGGGUGAGGGAAAAAAAGAAAAAAAACAGACAUACUGAGUGACUAAAAGGAAAAUCAAAACUGACUCAUACCCAGAGAGUGUUAAAGAAGUAGGAUGUAAAGUAGGUGGAGAGUACAGGUCAAGAGGAAAAGGGCAGAAGGUGGAAGGAACUCCUGCGAGGCAUCUACGGCCACAAGCCCUACAGAAAGGUGGAGAGCAACAUGCACCUGCCAGGGAAAGAAUCCUAACUUUACUAUCUAGACCACAAUAAACAAAAACACAAGAAGAACUUAUCUUUGAAUCACCCAGUGUGAGAUAUGUCUUUACCAAAAUUGCUGGGAGGAGAGGGCAAAACCACAUGAAGAGCAACUCUAGAAAAGGCUUUUGACCUAACAAAUCAUACUCAAAACAUACAGAAAGAGACCACUGUCUUUUUUCUACUGUCUUUUCUCUCAGAGAUAAACUAUACAUUUCACUGAGUAGAAAAUACAUACAGAGUACAGGCAUUCCAAGAACAGACCUGAAAAGAAAAUGUUACUGGAUGCUUGUUCCCAUAGGUAAUUUUUUUUUUUAAUUCUAUUGAAUUGUUCCUGAAAUCAUUAUUGGUCAGAUAACUUCAGCUUGUCUUAAUAUUUCAAGUGUUUCACCACGACAGUAUGUUUUCAAUUACUGCUUCUUUAGCUCACUUUAAUUAUUUCUGUAGAGUAUUAAAUUUGAAGGAGGAAUGUCAUUAGCCAUCUUUAUGUUAUGCUAAAAUUACACUUCAGUGCUUAUUACAAACUGAGCCAGAAUGGAAGAAAUAUCUUCCUGUAUGUUCACUUUACAGGUUUUUUUAUCAGCUGUCUUCCUAUUUUACAAAGAAACUCUCACCAAUUAAAUGAAAUUAAUUUAAAAUUAAAAACCAGAAGAUAUAGAGGGAAAAUUCUAUAGGAGGCACAUAACCUGAAAUUAUUAAAAGAUAAUUUAUUUUUUAUAGUUCGAAUGAAUUCUAUCUUUUGAAUACAUGCAUUUCUAUAUCCUCAUUCUGAUUCCCUACACUGCACAGCCAGGCAAGCAGGCGGGCACGCUGACGGCACAAAGCUGUUGGCAAACAACGCACCCUUGUUUCUUUUCCAAGCUGCGUUUUUGGAAAUAUACUUUUGGUUUAUGUUACCCUGCUAUGAUCUCUAUCUUCCUACCCUAUCUUGCAACAAUUUAACUUGAUACCAUAUCCGAUAAACAAAUCAAUGUCACUGCUGAAACAACAUUUUUGCUGUAAAAUCUGUCACUCGGCUAUGUCAGACUGUUAUUAACAGACCAAUAUUAGCACAGCUUUACUUUCAACUGUACUAGGAUCUCUCACAAUCUGUUGCGAGAUUUUACUUCAAAUUAAAUUAAAUUUAAACUUAAUUAGCAGUGGAGAAAAAAGCACAAUAACUGAUGACAAUCUAUUUCUGCUCUGCACCGUGGUUUUCUUCCAAAUCUUAUUUCAAGAUAUUUUUCAUAAAUCCCUGUCACAACUAAACAGGGAAGGAAGAAGGGAGAAGUAAGGGGGGAAAAAGGGACAGCUUCCUACAGUCGUAAAUCAUUGCUAACAUCAGCAAUACUGUGCACUAGGCUGCAUUUACCAGUGUGCUGAAAACAUGCAAAAGGUAAAGGAAAAUGGAAAAGGAACACUAUUUGCAAUCUAUGUAUCAUCACAAAACAAGAAGUGAAUGUGAGUACCAACACUGUGAGUGAAUGUGAAUGUGUUAAACACCUGAACAAUAAUGUGAAGAAGAAUAAUUCCACCUAGCAAGUCUAAAAACUAGUGAGUGAGACCUACCAAUGAAUGAUAGCAAACAAAACAAACGAUGUGACAGGAAUCUGCAGGCAAAGGGAAGGUUUUGACACAGUUUCAUGGUUCAAUAACAACAACAGUGGCUUCCACAGACUAAAUACUUCACUCGAAAACUCUCAUGGAAAACUAUUUUUUUGUGUUUUGCCACACCUGCACCUAUAUGGAGCACAAUAUAGCUAAAAUAAGAUUUAGCAUAUGAGUUUGUUGCUACCACAGUCGGUAAGAUAUUUCAUGAAAGAUUUUUUUCAGCUAAAACAGACUUUCUAGUAUAUUUGCAUGUAAUAAAAACAACAGUGUUACUUGAAUUAUAAAUUCAUCUUCUGAACAGUUACCAAGCAGACAUCAAAUCAUAAGAAGUUUCCAAAUUAAGUGAAUCUAUUUUCUGUGUUUAAAUGGGAACAAACAUUUAAGUGUAAUAAUUCUGACCAUAUGAGCUUAUACGCCAAUAAAUAUAAAAUGGAACUGUUCAGGUCAUCUGCAGUCACAUCAAACACAGACAAUGCACAAAAAAGUGCACAUGAAGACAAGUUAAAGAGAUCUUUUAAAAGAUUAAUG
Molecule: messenger RNA, 9605 nt
Organism: Cuculus canorus (common cuckoo)
Lineage: Eukaryota; Metazoa; Chordata; Aves; Cuculiformes; Cuculidae
Gene: GPR22
Product: G protein-coupled receptor 22
Exons: 3
Coding region: 1556-2857 (433 amino acids)
Biological process (GO): G protein-coupled receptor signaling pathway
Cellular component (GO): membrane
Molecular function (GO): peptide binding; G protein-coupled receptor activity
Source: RefSeq, a predicted model, not a curated record